AUGGUUAAGCUCGGACUGUGGUCACUAUUUUUAUUUUCCCUGGUAAAUUUCGCUUAUUCCGAAGGUGAAAUUGGAGACGAAAAUGGGUUAGAAAGCUCUGGAGAGCUUCCGGAACAGAAAAAGCGCUCCAAAGCAGGCUGUAAUCGUCGAUGGGUAAGGAAAAAAAAGAUUUUUUUACAUAAAAAUCACAUGUUAUUAGUUAAAAAUUUUUUUAAUCAAAAAAAACAAAAAUUUUUUAAAUCAAAAAAUUUCAAUUUUUAGCUUGGCGGUUCUCGAACCUUCUCCCCAAACGACGUCGACGAAGAUGAUGACGACACAUCGUAUUCGAAAAGAACAGCUCAUCAAGAUGUCUAUUUAUGGCCCAGUUUGAGCGAUCGGGACCGGCAAGUCAUCCGAGACGCGUUCUUCCAAAUUUCGAGGAGGACUUGUAUAAAGUAAGCUUUGAAAAAAAGUUUGAAAUUUCCAUCAGUUUGUCGGGAAAAUAAUGAGCGAAAUUGCGCAUCGAAAAUCGCAUCGCUCAAGUCAAAAAUUUGAUUUUUGAUACAACUUGAUUUUCUCGGCGGCGAUGCGAUUUUCGCUGCGACAUUUUGCUCAUUAUUUCCCCGACAGACGAAUAUCUAAUAGCCCUUCCAUUAGAAAAAAAUAUUUUUUUCAUUCUUUUCAGGUUCGAAGAGCUCGAUUACAAGCCCUGGUACCAUGCCGACCGUUGGCAGGAGGACAAACCAUACGUUGUGAUCAAAAAGAGCAAGAAAUUCAGUGGUAAGAACCUUUUUUAAAAUUAAAAUAUCCAAACAGAUACGCCAUCUGCCUUGGCUUUCUUAACAAUUGCAAUAUACAACACAAUUUUGAAAUUGCCAUCUCAAAAGUCUUUCAGGUUACACCGACAACAACAUUGAGGACGUGACGCAACGCUCUUUGAUCUACCUCUCCGAGAAAGCGUUGAACGAGGAGAACUUCAACAACUCGCGAGGAAUGGUGAUGGAGCAGCUCCUUCGUUACAUGGGAUACCGCGAAGAGUACUUGCGGCCGGACGCCGCCUCGUAUAUCCAGCCAAAGAAGAAGAUCAAGAUCAAAAAAGCGAUCCCUUCCUUUUCGGAGGAACAACUGCAAUGGCCGUUCGAUCCGGAAAGUAUUACAAUCCCGUCGCAGGCAAGGAACUGGUAUACAGUAACUUUGUAUUGCAAUGGAAGAGAGGACAAGGAUAUUGGGAAUGGGCAACGUGCCGGGCUGCUGACACGGUAAGGUUUGGUAUCACACGUCAAAAAAAUUCUAAUUGAAAAACCAAGGAAUCCCGGACCAUUGAUUUUUUGCGAAGUGCCACAGAAAAAUCGCCUACACAGUUAGCCAAAGUGUUCGCUUGGCCUUUAUAUCUCGAAAAUGGCUGGCAAAAGAGUUGAAUUGGAUUUCGACUGCCCACGUGGAAACUUCAGCGCCUCCACAUGGGCAGUCAAAGGCCAAUUCAACUCUUUUGCAAACCAUUUUCGAAACACAAAGGCCAAGCGAACACUUUGGCUAACCGGGUAGACGAUUUUUAUGCCAAUACAAAGGUUUGGCUACCAAUCCAACUCUUUCGCUGGCCAUUUCGUUGAUUUGGAUACCAAUCUAGCCCCUGAAGUAGAUUAGUUACCACAAUAGGUCAUAAUCAAUAUUUGUGGGUCGUAAUCGUACUAGCUCUUGCUAGAAAAUCUUCUCUUCAACCGAAAUGCCUGGUUUGUGAUACUUUUUUUUACCAAAUUUGAUCCUGACCGGUCUUCAUCGUAUUUUUUAACCGUCAAAAUCUUUACUUAAUGUUUUUCCUUUCAGAUGGGACGCAGUGAAACUCAAUAGCAUGUACUGUCCGCACAUGGUUGGCUUUGCGGAUCCGACAAAAGGACCGUGUGUGGUGAAGAGAAAAGGGAAAAAGAAGAACGACUUCCGCAUUUGA
This is a messenger RNA of Bursaphelenchus xylophilus (pine wood nematode), 1924 nucleotides long. The record is from the annotation of a GenBank genome assembly. Lineage: Eukaryota; Metazoa; Nematoda; Chromadorea; Rhabditida; Aphelenchoididae.